This is a messenger RNA of Schizosaccharomyces octosporus yFS286, 1149 nucleotides long. RefSeq names its product NADPH dehydrogenase. Bases 1 to 1149 code for a protein of 382 amino acids. NCBI's taxonomy places the organism in Eukaryota, Fungi, Ascomycota, Schizosaccharomycetes, Schizosaccharomycetales, Schizosaccharomycetaceae. Gene Ontology annotation, molecular function: NADPH dehydrogenase activity; FMN binding. The record is from RefSeq and is a predicted model, not a curated record. The transcript is spliced from 2 exons.
AUGGCUUUUGACUUGGAUCAGACAAAUCUGUUCAACCAGAUUCAGGUUGGUAACAUGACACUGAAUCAUAGAAUCGCUUUUGCUCCCACAACAAGACUCCGUGCUACAGAUGAUCAUACUCCAAGCGAUUUGAUGCUACAACACUAUUCAGACCGAGCACAGACUCCUGGUACUUUGCUCAUUUCAGAAGCCACCUUGGUCUCUCUUCGUGCUGGCUUAUACCCCAAUAUUCCUGGCAUUUGGAACGACAGACAGGUCCAAGCAUGGAAAAAGAUCACAGACGCAGUACAUGCAAAAGGAAGUUACAUGGCUUGCCAAUUGUGGUUUGCAGGAAGAGUUGGAUCCCCAGAACUACUGAAAAAGCAUGGUUUGGACUUGGUAUCCCCUUCUGCUUUGUAUGAAAGCGAAGAUUCCAAGAAGGCAGCAGAAGCCGCUGGCAAUCCCAUUAGAGCAUUGACCGAGGAAGAAAUUCAGAGUAUUAUUUAUGACGAUUACAAGAACGCAGCCAUCAAUGCCAUGAACGCCGGAUUUGAUUGUGUGGAACUUCACAGUGCUCAUGGAUACCUACUUGAUCAAUUCCUACAGCCCGCGGCUAAUCAAAGAACAGAUAACUAUGGUGGUUCUAUAGAGAACCGUGCAAGACUCUUGCUGGAAAUUGUCGACCUUUUAAGUGAUACCAUUGGCGCCGAAAAAGUUGCAAUCCGGUUGUCUCCAUGGGCUAAAUUCCAAGGAAUGAAAGCGGAAAAAGAUACAGUGCAUCCAAUUACUACAUUUAGUUAUGUAGUUAACGAGCUUCAAAAGCGUGCAAACAAGGGUAAACAGCUCGCUUACCUUUCUGUGGUCGAACCUAGGUUAUGGAAAGGAAAUGUUUUGCAAGGUGGCAAUUAUACCUAUGAUAAACCGGAAUUUAAGUCUUUGAAAGCUGAUGUAGAUGGUGACAACCGCACUAUGGUCGCAUUUUCCAGGUAUUUCACGUCAAAUCCCGAUUUAGUUAAGAGAUUAAAGGAAGGCUUGGAGUUGUCUCCUUAUGUCCGUUCUUUAUUUUAUGCUCCAUACAACUAUGGGUAUAACACAUUUCCAAAUUUUGGUGAUGAGCUGCAGUUUGACCAUGAAACCGAAAAGGAAAGACGCCCCGCUCCUUUGAUUUGA